UCGAGGGUAACUUUUAUUUCCGCUAAAAGUUUUUGGUUUUUGGGUAUACCAACCAUUCACCCCCCCUCUGAUUGGCUUAGUUCUUAUGAUUCGAUCCUAUAAGUGGAACAGUGAUCAUCCAAAACCACUCGUAUGCAACACGCCAGAAGAGAAGAGGAGAGAAUCAAUUGUCCAUUGGAUUAUCGCAGCUGCAAUCAGUGAACACGAUCGAUCAAACUGAAUAGAGAAAAAGAUUACCGGAAAGUCGAAAUGCACACGGUUACGUUACGUGCCAAGCUUGGUAGCUCCCCAGAUGUCGUGGUCAGCGUACAAGAGUGCAAUUAGAUCGUGCCAUUUCAGCUGCUAGAGUGCCACUCCGAGUCGGGCUCUGCACAAAACAAAAGGAAGAAUCUGUUCUGAUCCAGGUGGAGACAGCGACGUGAGGAGGAGAAUUACUCGAAGUCAAAAGCAGUAACCAUGACAAGCAGCGACGAGAAAGAGAGGAAGGAGAGCUCUCGAGAGGAAAGGGAAGAAACGAAGAAUCAAGAAUCAGCUCCACCUCCCGUGCCACCGUAUCCAUCCACCCAAAGCCCCGGCCUUUUCAUCUUGUCCCCCUCUUUUUUUUUCCCUGCCUUUUCGUCUUCGUCUUCCUCUAGCCUCACUCAGCAUCUCCGUUGCACCGGCCAAGAAUUCCACGCAGAGCUGGCCGGCGGCGACGGUGGACUCGCCGAGGAAGCAAGGAUGUCAUGAGCCGGCGGUGUGAAGGCGCCGCCGGGGGAUGGAGAACCGGGAGAGGGCGGGGGCCGGCGCCGUCGGGAGCGCCGGCAGCCUCGGCCUCCGCGUCGGGCAGGCCGUCUUCUCGUCGGCGUCCCUGCUGUUCAUGUCCGUCGGCGUCGAGUUCUUCAGCUAUACUGCCUUCUGCUUCCUAGUUACAAUAAUGGGCUUGGUGAUCCCCUGGAGCUGUACACUCGCCAUGAUCGACGUGUACUCCAUACUUGUAGGGUGCCCUCUUCGGGUACCAGGUGUCAUGGUCAUUGUCGUCAUCGGAGACUGGGUCCUGGCAAUACUUUCACUAGCAGCUGCCAGCUCAAGUGCGGCGGUCAUCGAUCUUCUGCUCCAAUUCCAUGGAUCUCACUGCUCUCCCAGAUUCUGUGGGAGGUAUCAGCUGUCGGCGAUGAUGGCUUUCUUGUCCUGGUUCCUAACGGCCGCUUCCUCACUCUUCAACCUCUGGUUCAUCGCCUCCCGGUGACCACUGCUGAUUGCUGAUUCUGGAUUACGCCCUAACUCCAGUAUGACUCCACAAUCAGUCAUGGAUUUGGAUACCGUAUGUGCAUAGCACUAUAGCUUGGAAAGUCUAUUUAUUUUGUAAUUUUAGUCAUUGUGGGUCUGAAUGAAGAGUGGUGAAGUUACACUCCACAUGAAUACAUGAUCAUCAAUUUCUGAACCUACCACAAAUCCACAAUGCAGUUCUUGUCCAUCUAUGUUAA
Oryza sativa Japonica Group (Japanese rice) is the source of this 1466-nucleotide messenger RNA. NCBI's taxonomy places the organism in Eukaryota, Viridiplantae, Streptophyta, Magnoliopsida, Poales, Poaceae. The record is from RefSeq and is a predicted model, not a curated record.